AUGAAUAACAUUAUCUUGUAUGAGGAAUAUCGAUUAAUCGAACGAAAUGAAGCGUAUGUAAAUAGAGCUUGGAAAGGUGCACAUUUACUACUGUUCUUCUUGGCGUUUGUUUUCGGGUCUUUCUGCACAUUCUGCUUCCAUAUGCUCAUGUACCUGUUCGACGAAAAGUGUGUUUUGUUCCCAAAGCUGUUGUCUCUCACGUCCAUGCGUCAUAAUGUCAUUUACGAGUUUAUGCCAUCCAACAGAGACCUGUCUGACUUACCAGUAGAUUUUGUGAGUACGCAGUGGGUUGAGAAGAGUACCUGCGCGCUUCCCACGUACGUGCCGCUCGUAUCGGGUAUCUUUGGCUUGGUGUGGACCACCAUGUUUCUUAUGUUUUCUACGGGCACAAGGACGCUCACCGGGUGUACGUACGCAGUUAAUGUGGUGACCCUGGUGUACGAGCGUCGCAUCCGCGGCGUGUACCAAGCGACGCGGCUGACUAUCGUCUCUGCGUGGCUGCACACUGCCUGUUGGAUUUGCUCAACACUUCUUACACUUCUCCGAGUCGUUCUAGCUGUCGACUUCCAACUCGUUCGCGUAAAAGUUAGCCUUCGCGCCGACCUUGAUAUGUUGAUGGAGCGAAAUGAAACUCAUCUACGAACUGUUUCACCGGAUGACCCACGAAUGAAAGACGUUCACGCAACAGCAGUGGAAUGUUUCGAAAGGUUAGGAGAUGAUGUAACUGUUAUUUUAAAGAAACACAGUGAUUCAAUAUCCUCAAGGGAACGCCAAACUUCUGAACUGUCGUUAGUUCCUGCAGAACAGAACAAAUUGGACAGAAUCAGGGCAUAUCAAAAGGUACCUCGAGAUCAAAAAUUCAUUCCCCAACUACUAUAUGAUAUUUUAGACAAAAUAUGCCCUUCUAGUGUAUCUACUCCUUAUUUAGAUUCCAUUAAGUGGGAUGAUCAGAUUUGUGAAACUACAGACAAUUAUAACAUACCUAAGAAAAGGUCAUUAAAAGCGCGGGAACGUUACAACAUUCAAAAUACUAUUGAGGAAGGUGAAAUCAUAGUCAAAGAACUACUAAAUGAUUUACUUGACAAAUUAGAGGAUCAGUUAUUGGAAUUGAAAUAUCCUACCUCAGGGCGAUAUAUAUACAGAAGUGAAGAGUCUUUUAUGACUGCACCUGAUUGGAUAAAGCCUGAUUUAACCAAAGAAGAACUCGAUCAAUUUGAUGAAGAAAAGAAGAAAAAAUCAAAUUUAAAGAACGCCAGCUCACAAACGCGGGAUGAAAAAAAGAAGAGUACCCAGAAAAGGGUACUAAUUUCUGAAUCAGCGGACGAUAAGAACGACGACCCAACAGCAGAUAAUAUACAGGAACCAACAAACCAACAGGGGACAACAAAUCAACCAGGGCCGUCAAACCAACCAGGGCCAUCAAACCAACAAAGGCUAGCAAACCAACCAGAGCCUUCUAAUGAGCUAGAAUCACAAUCCAGCCAAACUGAAGUGGAGAAGGAGAAAAACGUCCGGAAAAAGGAAAAACUAGAUUAG
Arctia plantaginis is the source of this 1536-nucleotide messenger RNA. NCBI's taxonomy places the organism in Eukaryota, Metazoa, Arthropoda, Insecta, Lepidoptera, Erebidae. The record is from the annotation of a GenBank genome assembly.